CUUUGCGUCAUCAGUCUGCGCGCUGGUCGGGCGCUGGAUGGUUCGGAUCACUUCUGAAGUAGUGACCACUGCGCGACCUGUGGAGGCUUGAUGGGGGAGACGGCUGUGGCCAUGAGCCCUUGUCCCUUGCGCGAGGACAGCUUCACGCGCUUCUCCUCGCAGAGCAAUGUGUACGGGCUGGCCGGCGGCGCCGACGGGCGUGGGGAGCUGCUGGCCGCCACCCUUAAAGGCAAAGUGCUCGGCUUCCGCUACCAAGACCUCCGGCAGAAAAUCCGGCCGGUGGCCAAGGAGCUGCAGUUCAACUACAUCCCCGUGGAUGCAGAAAUUGUUUCCAUCGACACCUUCAACAAGUCACCCCCCAAGCGGGGCCUGGUAGUGGGGAUCACAUUCAUCAAGGAUUCGGGGGACAAGGGCAGCCCGUUCCUUAACAUUUACUGUGACUAUGAGCCCGGCUCUGAGUACAACCUGGACUCCAUUGCCCAGAGCUGCCUGAACCUGGAGCUGCAGUUCACGCCUUUCCAGCUGUGCCAUGCAGAGGUCCAGGUUGGGGAUCAGCUGGAGACCGUGUUUCUCCUGAGCGGGAAUGACCCGGCCAUACAUCUCUACAAGGAGAACGAGGGGCUGCAUCAGUUUGAGGAACAGCCUGUGGAAAACCUCUUCCCAGAGCUCACAAACCUGAGCAGCAGCGCCCUCUGGCUGGACAUCCACAACCUCCCCGGCACAUCACGCCGCCUCUCAGCCCUGGGCUGUCAGAGUGGCUAUGUCCGAGUCGCCCACGUGGACCAGCAGCGCCGAGAGGUUCUGCAGACGUGGACGGUCCUACAGGACGGCCCCAUCUCCCGCGUGAUCGUGUUCAACCUCGCAGCCCCUGAGCAGGCUGAGGCCGGGCCGCGGCGAGAGGAGUACAGCGUGCUCGUGGCCAGCAUGGUGGAGCCGGCCGUGGUGUACCGGGACCUGCUGAACCGGGGCCUUGAGGACCAGCUUCUCCUACCUGGCAGUGACCAGUUUGACAGCGUCCUCUGUGGCCUGGUCACCGAUGUGGACUUGGAUGGACGGCCGGAAGUCCUGGUGGCCACUUAUGGACAGGAGCUGCUCUGCUACAAGUACUGCAGCCCAGAGUCGGGGCACCCGGAGGCCAAGCAUGGCUUCCGCCUACUGUGGCAGCGGAGCUUUUCGAGCCCCCUGCUGGCCAUGGCACACUUGGACCUGACCGGAGAUGGGCUACAGGAGCUGGCCGUGGUCUCCCUGAAGGGGGUGCACAUCCUGCAGCACAGCCUGAUCCAAGCCUCUCAGCUGGUCCUGACCCGGCUUCAGCGCGAAGUGGAGCAGAAGAGACAGAAGGCACAGGGGCCUGGGGGCAGGGUGGGUCAGGGACCUGCUGAGACCACAGCCUCCUGAGCCCCAGGCUUCACAGGCCUGGGUCAUCCACGGGGCCUAACCUGCAGCUGUUGGUGGGGAUCAGUGUCCCCAAGGAGGGGGUGCUCCCCUCAGAUCUAACCCACUGCCCUCUGUGUCCGUGCCCCUAAUUCCAAGCGGGAUGUCCUGCCCAGCCCCUCCAUCCCCAUGAUUACUGGCUGGAUGAUAACUUGUGUCCACGGGACAAA
Molecule: messenger RNA, 1604 nt
Organism: Fukomys damarensis (Damara mole-rat)
Lineage: Eukaryota; Metazoa; Chordata; Mammalia; Rodentia; Bathyergidae
Gene: Kptn
Product: kaptin, actin binding protein
Exons: 12
Coding region: 91-1398 (435 amino acids)
Biological process (GO): actin filament organization; cellular response to amino acid starvation; negative regulation of TORC1 signaling
Cellular component (GO): KICSTOR complex; lamellipodium; actin cytoskeleton
Molecular function (GO): actin filament binding
Source: RefSeq, a predicted model, not a curated record